Molecule: messenger RNA, 1814 nt
Organism: Lutzomyia longipalpis
Lineage: Eukaryota; Metazoa; Arthropoda; Insecta; Diptera; Psychodidae
Product: titin
Exons: 4
Coding region: 493-1191 (232 amino acids)
Source: RefSeq, a predicted model, not a curated record
AGUUCAGGUGGAACCGUGUUGCGAGUCAGGUGAACCGAAAUUUUCUCUCAUAUUCUUGUGAAGUGAAAGUUUCCACUCAACAUUCAAUGGGAAAACUACUGCCCACUGAAUAUUUCAGCGAAUUUGCAGUUGUGGAUAUAUCUGCUGCUCUCACAGGUCACUGGGAACAUUAGCAAUCACACUGAACCAUCAGGAAAGUGGACUGGAGGGUAUACAACAAAAAAGCCACGACCCCAACACGUCAUAAAAGCUCAUGUUGGGUGCAUUUAAUUGACACGCCACAGAGUCAAUUAUUUCCUUACGGUUAUUAAAAAAAAGAAAAACCAAACAAAACAAACAAAAAGUGUUCCUUAAAAUUAAUUGCUGUGGAAGGAAAAGUGCUUUAGUAAGAUCCUUAAUUUGGUGCACCAUAAAGUGUGAAUGUGUUAAGAUUACUUAAGAGAGAUUCAGAAGACUCACACACCACCACCAACAACAGAAAAACCAACAAAGAUGGGCUGUGCAAAUUCCUCACCACUCGCCAAUGGAGCUGAGAAUAUCAUGGGAACGGCCAAGAGUGCUGCCCAUGAUAUAAAGCACACCGGCGAAGAAGUGAUAAAUGAUGUUAACAGCAAAAUCACAGACACAGUGGAAUACGUUAAGGACACAGUUGUUGGCACUAUGCAUGGAAUGGGGCAGGACUUGGAAAGUGCACUGAAGGGUGGAAAGGAGGAGAACAAAGGGGAUGACUUGAUGGUGGAGGAUCUUACGGAAAGCAAAUAUAUUCCACUGAAGGAACCAAAUGGUCUAAUGGAGAAUCUGGAGGAGCGGAAGACGGAAAUGAUGAAGCGUGUUCAGAGUUUAUCGGAUGAGGCGGACAAAAUGGCAGAUGAGCUCAUCAAGGAGACGGAGGAUGUGAUAACUGAUGGUGUUGAGGAUGUGGCGAGCAAAGUACAAAAUGGUCUCGAGGGUGCUAAAGAUGCUGUUGAGGAUGCUGUGAAGGAGAUUGCGGAUGAGGUUGCGGACAAAACACCUGUUCAUUCAAUCGACAGCCUCAAGACGGGUACACCUGAGCCGGAACUCGAGAGGAUACUCGAGACCAAUGAAGAUACCAAGUCUCCCUCCCCAAAACCCACCCUUAUGCAGCUUGAAGACUUGGAAGUGGAACCAUCGGCGCCAUCCGAGACAAAGGCACAAGAUGAUGAACACUAAAAACAGACCAUAAAACAUCCUCUAGGCGGGCAACAGCGUUUCACGACACGACACAAGACACAAAACAAUUAAUUGGCAACAUGAUGAAUGAAAAGCUCGCUAACUCACCCACAAAAGCUUCAUCGCACGGGCUUGCAGACGCCGGUGGGCAGUGCAGGGUGACUGUGGUCGACAGGGAACCACAGCUCACCGCCUGGGAACGCUUGGCAGAUGCCAUACUCAGGAAGCCCUUUCCCCUCACGCAUUCCUCCAAGUCCGCAAGCAUCGAAAGUCUCAACACGGACACCAUUGAGAUUUAGCCCACAAUCCCCCUUCCCACCCCUCCUGCCAUCCCCAUAAGCUCACCCGCGCGAGACAAUGCCACCGCCGUGGAAAUAUCUAGAAGUGAUAAGAGAAAAUAUUCGAUAAAUCCAACAGAUGAAGCACACUGUAAAAUUUCCUCAAGAAAUACCUUUUCCAUAUCACAUUGUUAAGGUGAAUGUGUGUAAGGUAGAUUUUUUAAGAAAAAACAAAGAUUACAUAAUAAUUAAUUAUAAAACUACAUAAUUGUGUAUAUUUUUUGUCAAUAGAACUUGCAACACUAAAUGAGAAAAUAAAAUAAAGUGGACGUGAACCGAAGAAAA